Molecule: messenger RNA, 1644 nt
Organism: Lachancea thermotolerans CBS 6340
Lineage: Eukaryota; Fungi; Ascomycota; Saccharomycetes; Saccharomycetales; Saccharomycetaceae
Gene: MSC3
Product: Msc3p
Exons: 1
Coding region: 1-1644 (547 amino acids)
Source: RefSeq, a predicted model, not a curated record
AUGGUUCUUGGUAUUCACAGGAAGCCGCAGAAGAAGCCGGACCUAUCACGCUAUGACUACCACUAUCAGCAGAAAGAUAGUACGGGUGGGGGGCAUGCCCUCUCCGCGGCAGCGGCCGGUGCUGCAGGGCGCAGUCGCUCGCUAGUUCACCCUCCUGCCAGAGCAAAUCACGGUGUGUCCGGCACACCUUACACUCGCAGCUACAGUAUGCGACACCCGAGUAGCAAUGGCACCAGCCGCAGGCGUCCAGCUACGAACGGCGCAUUGGGAUCCAGGACUAGCUCCCUUUUGGGCUCCGCAGGGCAGACACGCCGUGCUGUUUCUGGGCCCACUACCGGCUCUAGAACCAACUCGCUCGCAAGCCCAAGCCGCUCUAUUACGGUCAAAACUACGGAGGUUAGAGACCCCAUGGGGCGGACGCAAUCCAUCACUCGCCAAACCGUGCGCAAAAUUAAUGGUUACGAGUACGUUGAAACCACAACCACCAGCACCACCACGAGCCCUCUUGGUGAUGCCGAGCGGCACUUUGACGAGUUUACUUCAGACUUCACCCAUGGUGAAACCCUUGAGGAAGAAGACAAUGAGGAUGGUGACGCUGAAAACGACGAGGACGGCACUGAAUACAGCGAUGCAAUUGAUGUCUUGCCUUCUCCGCCGCCACAGCGUGCACAGCGCCAGGCUUCCCCCCGCGAAGCUAAACCCAAGAGAUCAGCUUUGCCCCGGAAGGCCUUAACAGAGCAAGAGCAGUACGCCAAGGCGCUAGCAGCUGCCCAGCGCAAGGUGUACGGUGACCGCGCUGAGCAGAAGGUGGCUGCGGGAUCAAUGGGGCCUACAGGAACUUCGGGGCGCAAAUCAAGGCGCGUGAGUUCGCUUAGAGACCCUGUGGUACCAAGUGAGCCGGCGAGACACGAAGGGCCUGCACCUGGCUCAACCCGGAGGAACACUAUGCGGAGAAGUUUUUCUCAAGUAAUUUCCCCCUCAAGGCGCACAGAGGCCCCAGCGGACGCUCCUGUACCAAGCCCUCAAACGCAGCCCCAGCGCAGAAUGAACGAUGACGAGAUAUACGCGAAAGCGUUGGAGAUUGCUCGCAAAAAGUUCGCAGCUGAUUCAAUGGAGGAACCUAGGGAAAUUCCUGAGGCUCAGAGCGCCCAGAAACCGGACUUAUACCAGGAAGCCCCGGUGUCAACACAGCAGCCUGCUAGUGAUGCGGCGCAGCGAGGGCCCCCUCGGUCAAGGGUCAAAAGUUUCUUUAGCAAGGUGGCUCAGUUCAGCCAAGAGAAUUAUGGCUACCAGGACAAGAAAAACGAGCCUGUAGCGAAUGCUUCUACGCAAGCGUCGCGACCCGCUGGAACCGGGUCGUCUGCGCAGGCCGAGCCUCAGACAUCGACUUUGUAUUCUAUGGAUUCCAAUGUUUCGCGACGAAGCAUGCGGGGGUCUGCUUCGGGGCCCCUACAAAGCAGCGCUGUCUCUUCUGAACCCGUGCGUAUAGCCGCCGCAACCCCACCAGAAACUGAGGAGACCGUUCCUGCGCCGCAAGUCAUGAAGGCCACCACCGCAAACUCGAGCCCGGCCGCAACUGGCCCCGUGCCCACGAAACAGGUAAAAGUGGGCUUUUUUCAGAGACUAUUCAAGCGCUCGCGCUAA